GAAGACAACAAAAAACAGAAAAUUCCUUAUUAAGCACAAGGUUAUAUAAAACAGGGAUCCUUUUGGAUCAAUUUAAAUAGGGGAGAACAGAGUAAAAAUCAUGGAGUAUAUUUUAAAUCACCCACAUUUACUUACUGCACAGGAAAUUAUAGUAAAACAAUCAAUAUAAAUCCAAAUUUCAAAUACUAAGUGAACCCAAAUGAGGUAUUCCUAAAGUAGGUGCUUUAUUAAGACUAUGAGAAAACACCUAUCUUUCCAGCAGUUUAUUCUAUUUUCAACAGUACUUGACAAACUCCUUAAUAUAUCCAUAUUAUUAAAUCUAGCUAGGAAGCAGGAGGAGGAGCUAAAUUCCUUGCUCUGCACCUAUUUCCCUUCCCACCACAUACACAAACAUCUACCAUUAGUGAUUCAUUCCUUUUAGUUAAGCAGUAUCCAAUGUGUAGUCCUCUUUUCAAAUGACAAUGUGUUGGACAAAAGCAAUACUUUAAACCCUAAAUAACUAAAUGUGAAUCAAUUACUAAAUUGCUUCAGUUUCAGAAAAGAACCAAGAGACAGUAUUUUAUAAGCUAAUGGCGAAGGUAUACAGAAGGGAAAAGUUGAGCAGAAAAUACGGAGGCGUGUACAUAAAUUUUCUACAUGUUUCUCAGAUUAAUCCAGAUUAUGUCAGUUAUUAUUAAUUUAUUUCAAGUGUGACCCCUUAUGAAAAAUGCAAAUAGUUAUUGAUUUCUAACCAGGGUGAUUUUCAAAUUAAGACACGUUAAGUGGAAUUUAUGAAGCAAAAUUAGGCUUUGAUACUGUAUAUCUAGUGAAAGAUUUCAAUAAGGAUAAUUUCACAUUUACAUUAAUCAAGUUAGUGUAAUAAUAUGAAGUGUUGUUUCACUGUAAAUAUUUAAAUAAAUGCAUAUCUACAGAACUACAAUAGACAAACUACUUUUAGUGGCAACAGUACCUUUUCCAUCACUUGUCUCUUUUCCCCAUCUAUAACUUAGGUCUGUCACUCACAUGCAUUAUUUAGUUUUUAUCAAGAUCAUCAAGGCUAACUAAUGGGGGUAGAUGACCAUUUCUUUAGUCUACAAUCCAAAUUCAUUUGACAAAAAUAGUGAAAUAAAAUCUCAAUUUAUGGAAUAACUGUCAAUUCAAAAUGAAAUCAAUGGGGUUCAUUCUAUUUCCAAUUUAAAUACUGCAAAGAUUCCUUAACAAAAAUCUCUACCUCAGCAACUCCACUUUAAAAAUUGUCGUAAAUUUUACAUACUGAUAUCCUAUGUCAGCGAAUGUUUAGCAAGGUAAACCUCUAUAGAUGAAUAAUAAACAAUAAUAAAACAAUUUUAUGACAUUGUCACUACUCUUUCAAUAUAUAUAUUUUUCCUACACUGACUGGUUUUACAUAAUUUACCCACAUGGCUCACAUGUACUAAGUACAUAGUCCCCCUACUGCUGGCUAUAAAAUUCGUUUUCAAAAAGUGCAAAGCAGGGCUGGGUGCAGUGGCUCAUGCCUGUAAUCUCAGCACUCUGGAGGUCAAGGUGGGUGGAUUACCUGAGGUCAGGAGUUCAAGACCAGCCUGGCCAACAUCUCUACUAAAAAUACAAACCCCGACCCCUUGCCUGCGUGUGACGUCAGAAUCGCCAUGGCCAGCCAUCCGAACUGGCAGGGCUGCCCAGGAGCUGCAGGACAAGCACCAGGAGUCCCUCCGGGUAGCUACUACCCUGGACCCCCCAGUAGUGGAGGGCAGUAUGGCAGUGGGCUACCCCCUGGUGGUUAUGAGGGUCCUGCCCCCGGAGGGCCUUAUGGACCACCAGCUGGUGGAGGUCCUUAUGGAUACCCCAAUCCUGGGAUGUUCCCCUCUGGAACUCCAGGAGGACCAUAUGGCAGUACAGCUCCAGGGGGCCCCUAUGGUCAGCCACCUCCAAGUUCCUAUGGUGCCCAGCAGCCUGGGCCUUAUGGACAGGACAUGUUUGACAAGACCAAGUCAGGCCAUAUCGAUGUCUACGGCUUCUCAGCCCUGUGGAAAUUCAUCCAGCAGUGGAAGAACCUCUUCCAGCAGUAUGACCGGGACCACUCGGGCUCCGUUAGCUACACAGAGCUGCAGCAAGCUCUGUCCCAAAUGGGCUACAACCUGAGCCCCCAGUUCACCCAGCUUCUGGUCUCCCGCUACUGCCCAUGCUCUGCCAGUCCUGCCAUGCAGCUGGACCGCUUCAUCCAGGUAUGCACCCAGCUGCAGGUGCUGACAGAGGCCUUCUGGGAGAAGGACACAGCUGUACAAGGCAACAUUCGGCUCGGCUUCAAGGACUUCAUCACCAUGACAGCUUCUCGGAUGCUAUGACCCAACCCAUCUGUGGAGAGUGGAGUGCACCAGGGACCUUUCCUGGCUUCUUAGAGUGAGAGAAGUACAUGGACAUCUCUUCUUUUCCUGUCCCUUUAGAAGAACAUUCUCCCUUGCUUGAUGCAACACUGUUCCAAAAGAGGGUUGAGAGUCCUGCAUCAUAGCCACCAAAUAGUGAGGACCGGGGCUGAGGCCACACAGGUAGGGGCCUGAUGGAGGAGAGGAUGGAAGUUGAAUGUCCUGAUGGCCAUGAGCAGUUGAGUGGCACAGCCUGGCACCAGGAGUAGGUUCUUGUAAUGGAGUUAGUGUCCAGCCAGCUGAGCUCCACCCUGAUGCCAGUGGCGAGUGUUCAUUGGCCCAUUACCGUUACUACCUGUGUUCCCUCACCAGGCCAUCCUGUCACACGAGCCCAUUUUCUCCAAAGUGGAAUCUGACCAAGCAUGAGAGAGAUCUGCCCAUGGGACCAGUGGCUUGGAUUCCGCUACACCCAUAAAUCCUUGUAUGUUAACUUCUAAGUGCCUGGGGCUGGCCCUGCUCAGACAAAUCUGCUCCCUGGGCCUCUCUGGCCAGGCUCUGCCUCCGCGGCUGGGAGUCCUCACUUGCCUGCCAUACUCUGC
Cercocebus atys (sooty mangabey) is the source of this 2938-nucleotide messenger RNA. RefSeq names its product peflin-like. Gene Ontology annotation, biological process: COPII vesicle coat assembly. Gene Ontology annotation, molecular function: calcium ion binding. Lineage: Eukaryota; Metazoa; Chordata; Mammalia; Primates; Cercopithecidae. The record is from RefSeq and is a predicted model, not a curated record. The transcript is spliced from 2 exons. The coding region runs from base 1626 to 2321 and encodes 231 amino acids.